UGUUGAUAUGGUCCAUCCCAGGUAGUGACAGAAGCUAUUUUACUGCCAUACUGCUGAGGAAGUCCAGAGUUCAACUUCUGGAGAGUAGCAUAGUGAAUUACCCUACCACAGAGAUGAGGAGAAACCUGCUUAUGGCCCAUGUUUCUUUCCUUGGCCAUCCGCUGUGUGUGAUGACGUCCCACAUGGAGAGCAUGAAGCCCCAAUCCCUGGAACGCCAGAACCAGCUGAGGACGGUGUGGAAGACAAUGAGGGAGCAGCCCCAGGACCACAGCGUCAUCUUUGGGGGAGACACCAACCUCAGGGACUGGGAGGUGAAGAACCAGGGCGGUCUACCUGAGAGCAUCUGUGACGUAUGGGAAUCCCUGGGCCAGCCGGAAGACUGCCGGUACACCUGGGACUCUGUCACCAAUGACAACAAUGACCUCCCUUUCCCCGCACGCCUGCGCUUCGACCACAUCUUCCUGAGGCAGGCCGGUGAGGGGUCAAAGGUCAGCCCAGAUGGCAUGACCCUGGUGGGCCUGAAGAGGUUGGAUGACUGCUGGCUUUACCAGCAACCACAAGGGUUUCCUCUGCACCUUCGUCAUAAAACCUCUCAGUCAAGCAACACCUGAAUGAUACA
Messenger RNA from Salvelinus sp. IW2-2015, 619 nucleotides. The record is from RefSeq and is a predicted model, not a curated record. NCBI's taxonomy places the organism in Eukaryota, Metazoa, Chordata, Actinopteri, Salmoniformes, Salmonidae.